AAUCGACAAUUGAAAAUUUUAAUAAUGUAUGACUGAUGUAUAUGAAAAGUUUUUUUACUAUCAUAUGCAACUAUACUUUAUAAUAUGUCUACUUCUAAUAAAAAUAUUAUUUUAAAAAAAACAAAAAAAAACUUAUUGAUUAAUUCAUUAAAUUAAAUCUACUGCCCCACCUCUCGCUCUCACCUAUCAUCAUAUCAUAUACUUAUUUUUUUAAAUUGAUUUUUUUUAAAAGCCCACUGCUCAGGGAGGCAGUGGAGUGCUGGAAUUUUACAUUCGGCAACGGCUUGAUUUGGAGGACCACGCCUCCCGUGGGGGCUACGGGUAGGGAACGGGUGCAUUGGGGGAGCAGGUCUGCACUUGGUCUAGUACAUAUUAAAAGUCUGAUCUUCUACUUGUGUAUAUGUGUGUAUGUAUAUGUGGUUGUCUUUACAUCUUCACAAAAACAUUACAUGGUAACGAUAACAUUUUACAGGACAGACAGCUCCAACCCCAAAGGUCCAGACCGGAUAGAAUUCAAGUAGGGAAUCUCUCCUCGGGGAAAUUUACAGGAUUCAUCUCAUUAUAUAAUCAAUUUGAACAUAUUAAUACAUAUGUACAGCAUUGGUCAAGACACCAAAAACUUUUAGCGCUGCAGCAUGAAGUCGGGUGAGCAUAGCCCCGUAGAAAGAUCAAAUUCCUAUUACAAUUUCAGGGCAAAAUUGGAUGACGAGGCCAACACUCAUCAUUGGCAAGAGCUUCUUGAGGGACUCCAUCUCAUCUGUCAUGAAACCAUCUUCAUGUAGGUGCUUGGACUGCAGGAGAUCAGUGAUGAGAUGACUGUCACAGUGUUUCUUCACAGAUAUCUUGGACUCGGGCUCCGAGACCAUCUCAGUCAGAGCAUACAGAUGGACAGAUAGGGAAAGCUCUUGCACUGUGUCACAGAUCGGCCCGGUCCACUCUCAGGCACUGAUUGACAGAUUGUGGAAGAAAUUUCAUUGUUCCUGUGCGAUGGUGGUCAGGGUGUAGGACAAUGGCUGGAGCAAUUUCUCUUUCCAGUCCUGAUGGGGCAGGGUUUGUUCUGACCCCUCCGUCCAAUCACUGGCCAGCCUCCAAAUCUGCUUCUCCCACAUUUCCACGACUGCAGCACAGCUGUUUAGGCUCAUGAUCUGCAGGCAGCCCAGUACAGCCGCAGUACAGCCUUUCUCCUCUGUUGGCAGCAAAUUGCUACAAAUUGCUAUGAGUGUCUGAUCACUCAGAAAACCAUUUUCCUCGGAAAAUGAGGGAGUAUUUCCAAUCUCGUUUUUUCCAGGCAACUCAUCUUGCAGAGUAACACUGUAUUGUCAGGAAGCUGGUAUACCGGGGCAUACUGAUGAAGUGGAGCAGUGUAUACCCUCCUUGCUCUCCAGAUCUGUCAGGAAGAACAUCAUAACUUCAAAUAUUGCAGUUCAAUCUUGGUGACACAUAUCUUUAUGCAGUGGGAAUGGGUUGCCCAAGUUCCUGGAAAGGAUAUAGUGGUCCAGGAUAAAGGACAUGAUUAUUAUUCAUUGAUCCAGGCAGCCUCCCUUGGCCAUGGCAUGAAUUAUUUCCACCAGCAUCUUCUUGAUGGUGCAGUUGUUGUCCAGAAGCGCUGGUAUGAGCAGCCACAAUCUGAGCCUUGCUGCUCUUCAGCUGUGAGGGCACAACCCAGAUCAGGUGCCUGUGGAUCAGUGUUCCCAGUCCCAUCUGUGGAUCCUGGAAGUCUAGCUGAGGCUGAAGAAAUUACUCGAGUGAGUUGGCAUCAUGUUGAACCACAACAGUGAAGCAGUUCAGGAUCUGAGUGCGGUUCCCGGUAGCAACUUGGUCAUCCCUGUCACCAUCCUGACAAAGCCGAGCUUGGAAGUAUGAAAGUAGAGUAUCAGAUAAUUUAUCUUGAACACUGAUGGUUGAGGUGAGACCUGAUAGAAGUACAUAAAAGUAUGAGAGGCAUAGAUGGGGUAGACAAACAGAACCCUUUUCCCAGGGUGGAAAUGUCAAAUACGAGAGGGUACAACUUUACGGUGAGAGGGGCGAAGUUUAAACGAGAUAUGCAGGACAAGUUUUUUUUCCACACAGAGUAAUGAGUGCAUGGAACGCACUGUCCACUACCAUGAUGGAGGGAAAUACAAUACAAUACAAUACAAUUCAAUUUAUUGUCAUACGAUUGUAAAUUUCAGAAACUUUUGGAUAGGCAGAUAGGUAUGCAGAGAAUGGAGAGAUAUUGAUUAUGUGCAGGCAGAUAAGAGUUGCUCUUAGCAUUAUGUUUGACGCAGACAUUAUGGGCCAAAAGACCUGUUCCUAUGUUGUACCGUUUUAUAUUCUAUCUUCAAGUUCAGGCUGGGACAGCCAUCCGUGACAGCAGGCUACGUUGUUGUACACACACUCUGGAUGAUAGGUAAGUGAUGGAAUUGGACGUGUAAUAGAGGCAGAGUUCUGAGAGUUUUAUUGAGGCAGUUCGAGCCGUCUAUCUUCUGCCAUUCCCCAGAGCAUUGAGGACUGUUGUGGUCAACACACAACCCUCCAUCACAAGCCACGUAUUGAUGAGAAAGUCAAAACCAGUGGUCAUGAGGCUGGCAAAUAAUUAUUUGACCCACCACUGGCUGAGGGUCUUCUUCUUCUUCACUACCUGAGCCAGGACGUUCGUACUAAAUGUCCCCAGGGCAGCAGCAGAGGCACAUUUCUGAGUGUGUGGGCGUGAUUGCUCCAGCUUGGAAAAUCAUGAACUGAGAGGAAAGCAGGGCUGUGAACAACCUUUAUUAGGGUUUUCACCUUGUAGUUUGUGGGAUGGGAAGGAUUGCUUCCUGUCUUUCUUUGCAACCUCCAGGACUUCCUGUGUGACCGUGCAGCGGGCGUGAGUGGGGAGAGUGAGCUACCUCGGCCUCCCCGCUGCCUUUAAGGAGGCCACGCUGCCCAGCUCGCUGUUUGUAAACAGAUGCCACUUCAAGAUGGCGGCGGGAGGGAGCAACCUCAGCGCCUGCAACAGAGUCAACGUUCCUAAUGGCGGCGGUUCGGGCAGCCCGACCCUCGCCACCGGCACGUCGCCACCUCCCUCGAUACUGGGCGCCGGCCCGGGAGGGGGUGCGGCGGCGGCGGCGGCCGCUGCAGCCGCCGCCGUGGUGAUUUACCGGGAGCCCAUGUACAACUGGCAGGCCACGAAGACGACAGUGAAGGAGCGCUUCGCCUUCCUGUUCAACAACGAGAUCCUGAGCGACGUGCACUUCCUGGUGGGCAAGGGGAUGGGGACGCAGCGCAUCCCCGCUCACCGCUUCGUGCUGGCCGUCGGCAGCGCCGUCUUCGACGCCAUGUUCAACGGUGGCAUGGCCACUACCUCCACCGAGAUCGAGCUGCCCGACGUGGAGCCCGCCGCCUUCCUCGCGCUGCUCAAAUUCCUGUAUUCCGACGAAGUCCAGAUUGGGCCAGAGACUGUUAUGACUACAUUGUACACUGCUAAAAAGUAUGCAGUACCUGCCCUUGAAGCACACUGUGUGGAGUUCUUGAAGAAGAAUCUCCGAGCAGACAAUGCAUUUAUGCUUCUUACACAGGUACGUUGGAACAUUCAUGUCGUGCAUGAUAACUGUCUGCAGAAGAAACUCAGAAAAAUGAGGCACAGAGCUAUAUGUGGUAAUACCUGCAUAAGGUCAGGUGAAGCAUUCGUGGGACAGCCAUCUGGAUUCCAGGGUUCAGUUUCUGUAUGGCCACGGAACAGGGAGGAUCGAGAGAGAGAACUAAACGGGGACGAGGAAAUUAAGGAAGGAGACCAAGUUGGAGAGGGAGAGGCUAGGCUCUUUGAUGAACCACAGCUUGCCAGUUUAUGCCUGGAAAAUAUUGAUAAAAAUACUUCAGACGCAAUCAAUGCAGAAGGUUUUACAGAUAUAGAUUUAGAUACACUAAUGGCGGUGCUGGAACGUGAUACCCUAGGAAUCCGAGAAAUUCGGUUAUUUAAUGCUGUGGUUCGUUGGGCUGAAGCAGAGUGCCAACGACAGCAGCUUCAACUCACUUCUGAAAAUAAACGUAAAGUAUUAGGAAAAGCAUUGUCGCUCAUCCGGUUUCCAUUAAUGACUAUUGAGGAGUUUGCCGCAGGACCUGCACAGUCAGGAAUUCUAACAGACCGAGAAGUUGUUAGUCUUUUCCUACAUUUUACAGUCAAUCCAAAGCCUCGGGUAGAGUUUAUUGACAGACCUCGCUGUUGUCUGAGAGGCAAAGAGUGCAGCAUCAAUCGUUUCCAACAGGUGGAAAGCCGUUGGGGCUACAGCGGUACAAGUGACCGAAUAAGGUUUACAGUGAAUAGGAGGAUAUUUGUAGUUGGGUUUGGUUUGUAUGGAUCAAUACAUGGACCAACAGACUAUCAAGUAAAUAUACAGAUUAUCCACACUGACAGUAACACAAUUUUGGGACAGAAUGACACUGGUUUUAGCUGUGAUGGGUCAUCCAACACUUUCAGGGUUAUGUUCAAGGAACCAGUGGAGAUUUUGCCCAAUGUUAAUUAUACUGCAAGUGCUACAUUGAAGGGGCCAGAUUCGCAUUAUGGAACAAAAGGACUUCGUAAAGUUAUCCACGAAUCUCCCACAACGGGCACUAAAACUGUCUUCACUUUCUGUUAUGCUGCUGGAAAUAACAAUGGAACAUCAGUCGAGGAUGGGCAAGUCCCAGAGAUCAUCUUUUAUACGUAAUCAAGCUCUGUGGGGCCUCGAUCUUGGAUGGUCUCUCAAAUACAAACUGAUUGUAUGCUACUGUAUAUUUGAAAUGAAGAGUAAUGUGCCUACUACUAGGCACAAGUUUUGAAUAUUGUGCUUUUAAAUUUUUAUUGGCUGACAAUGUAAAAAUGCUUUUUCCCUUUUUUUCUUUCCUUCUCCUCAGCUCUGUAUUGUCACAGAAUGUGGGAGUAUUGAUAUUGUGGUGCCAAUUUUAAGCAAAUGUUUUGCUUAAUGAUGUGUGAAAUGCACUUAUGUAACCAGGGCUGUAGCAAAGUUGAGUGUUUAAGCCUUGAAGUUUCAGUUUAAAGACCCAGGGCAUUAUUACAAUGAAGAAGGGUCUUGGUUAUGGUUAAGGCCAAAGAUGUUACACUGCAUACGUGGAAAGCUUCAAAUAAGUAUAUAAUACAUUACUCUGUAACAGCCUUGAAAACCUUGGAUUGUACCAGCGGCUUAUGAUACAAGAAACUAAAUCCAGAUCUUUUAACAGGGAAUGUAUUAACUUGUAAUGUUUAAUGAAGUGUAUUGGUAAAUAAAUCUUUAUCAGCACCAAAAUAUAACCAGAAAGCUGAAAUAUGUCCAAUCCAUUUUCAGCUCUUUCUCUCCUUUAACAUUUGUAAAUAGUGUAAUCCUAACAGAGUGGAAGAUCUCUUUUAAACUAUUACUGUGAUAACGUAUGUGGCCAGUUAUGUAAGGGUCCAAUUUCUGGGAAGAGUGAUGGUUUCCAAUACUGGUGUAAAAUACAAGUCAAUCAAAUAUACACAGCAUGCCUUUCCGACUGAAAGGUGAUUUUUGUGCAUUUAGUUUCAGGGACUUCCACUCAAUACCUGACAUUUAGAUUUCCUUUUUUACAUCAAUUAACCUUUCGGCUGAUUAUAUUGGCAAGUGCAGAACAGCUCACCCUGAGUUUCAAUCCAGUUACUGAGUUACCAGACCUAAAAUUGUCUUUAGUUCAGAUGAUGUAAUUUGGGAAGACUUCAAACUGAAUAAGAGUUAUUAUGACUUAAUGAAACGGGACAGUUUAAAUAAAAGAUGUCCUCUAAAGUAUAGCAGCAUUAAAGUUAGAGAUUUUAGAAAAUCAUAAGGAUCUUUCUGAGUGAUAUGUUGCAUUCUAGCCUCCCUCGUGUAAUAUAUUUGUAAAGACAUUACUUUAUUUUCUUCAUGAAAUUAUUUCAAACAGUUUGAAGAAAGUAUUCUAUUCCUCCAGUCAUUAAGGCCACAUCUAACCAGCUCUCGUGUGUGUUUUGUGUUUUUUUCGGAGGGGUUUUAAACGUUUGCACUACUUUCUUCCAGCCACCACUUUGAUUUUGUGCACACAUUCAGCUAUAUUAAACACUAGAAAGCGUCAGAACAUUUUUGCAUUGAGAUACAAUUUUGGAAAAACUGGUUUAAUAGAAAAAACAUUGUUAUUGUGCAACAGCAGAGAAAGGUUUGAUUUUGCUCGAUAAGUUUAAAGUUAUCACAAAGUAAACAAUGUAUGGGUAUUCACAAUGAAUUGUAUAAAUUUCAAUCUUGAAAUAAUCAGUUCUAAUUCCACAUGGACCUUUCUGCUCAAUCCUACUUCACUUGUAUUGUGCCUUUAAUUAUAAAAUCAAUCAACUUGUAUGUGUCUGGCAGUAACAAACCUAAACAUUUGUAAUAACAGAAAAGGCUGAAAUACAGAAAUACUCAGCAAGCUUGGCUGCAUCUAUGGAGCAAGGAGCUGUAUUAAUGAUUCAUAUCAAUGACCUUUCUUUAGAACCCAGGAAAAUUUAGAAAUCCAACCUGUUUACAGAGAAAGGGUAGAUGGGACAAAUGGAACAUAUGUGGUAAAUAAGGCUGAGACGAGGAGGGACUGAAUGACAUGGAAGGGUAGUGAUGCUGGCUGAGAAAGAGUGGUGAAGACUUGACGACAUUUAUAUCCAGUGAAACAUCAAGGAAGUAUGGUCUAUGUAUAAUGUUUCCCUCCAUCUUAUGAUUACAAUUGAAAAGUAAUGCAUUAAAGUUAAAAAAAAAAAUCUAAAAGUUUAGCCUCCCUAUUGUAUUAUACUUGGACGUUAAUAUAAUUUGCUAUUGAAUUUCUUCCUUUUAUACUUUUGUUUGUUUUUCAAGGACACUGCUUUCACUUGCGCCAUUUAACUGUAAUGAAAUUAGUCAUUCUUUUUUUACCAACAUUGUAAUUCAUUAUUAUUAAUGUAGUUUUUUGGACAAGGCUGGAAAAUAAUGGUGCUAAUUGGUGAACCAUCACUAUGAGACUGGUGAUUGUCGCCAUUUUGAAAUUUAAAAACUUGCCUUGGAAGUAAUAUUUAUCAGUAUUGCAGUAUUUUUAUCUUGCAAUCUGCUUUGAUGAAUACAUUUUGACUAUUCCAUCAAACACAGGAUUGCCAAAUUUAAUCAUGAAGGACAGUUUUAUUUCUUGCACACUGUCCAGCUUGGCCGGAUAAAUCUUCAUCUGAAACAUUUGUCAUGUUUUAUCUGCAGUAGGAACUUGCCAAAAUAGUUAAUUGCACACACCAUUUGGUGCAGAAAUGCAAUUGAAUCCUUGUACUUAAAACAGCUUUAGAUUUUGUUUUGCUUAAAAUGUAUUGAACUGCAGCUUUUUGUGGUAAUAACUGUGGUCUCCCAUACAGAAAAUAAUUAUGAUCUUUUUACUCAUGGCUUCAUUUUUGUUUUAUGAAUUAUUUAACAUUUUCUCAGGUUCAGACAAUUUUGACAAAUCCUUUUGAGGAAAAAAAUGUAAAUCAUAGCACCAAAUUUCCCCGAGAAGGUAAUUAAUCUAAUUAGCAAAUAUGUGUAAAAACAAAAAUGAAUAAUGGGUAAAUACCUAGGUUGGUUAAAUAAGUUAAUGGUAAUUGGCAAGAUGUGGCAAAAGCCUUUUGUCCUUGUGCCUUAGUAACUUAAUAAUAACUAUGAGCCAAUCUUUAAAAAUGGGCCCACAUAAAAAGUCCAUCACAGAAAAAUCACAAUUCAAAAUAGUGAAUCCAAAUAAGGACAGCAUUUAUUGAUUUAUUUUCAAUGAUUCCUUGAGAAUUUAAGAUAAAUUUUCAGUUGCCCAGUUUGCUAUUGCCUACUACAUUUUCAGCCCUAUGCAAUUUCACAUUUUUGUUUGGAAAUGCCCGUCUAAAAUGUUUACUGAAUCCAGGACAAGUGAAGAACUGAAGAUCUAAGGAUAGCUAGUUUACAAUUGUGUGAUACAGCCUAAACAACCAAGUAAGAUUAGCAGUCUGCUGUCAGAAAUUGCAGAAUUCUGCAUGAUUCAAAGCUGUGAUUUCCAGAGUCAUUUAUCUGAGAAUUAUAGACUAACUGCAUGCACUUUAAGCAUUUGGAAUCAGCUAUUGAGUGCAGAAAACUUUGUAUUUGGGAAGCUGGAAUAAGAACACAGUUAUCUCCCCUGGUGCUGCACUGAUACUUGAAGGCUUGCUGAGCAACAUUGUUAUGGCCCUUUCAUCAACCAAUACACAAGUCGUGGCAUUAUUUAAAGAUAAUUCUUGCUUAUUUAGACGAUGAAUGUAUUGCAAAUUUUAUUGUAGAAACUCAGAAUUUGCAAGUAAAUAUCAUGUAAAUCUUAAAGUACUUAGAAUCUUAGAUACAGUGGGAUGAAUGUAUAAACUGAUCAGCAAAACCUUAUGUAGUCUCACUUAAGCUUUCAGAGCUAUCUUGUCAACAUGUCUACAACAAUUCAGUAUCUUUGCAGUAAAUAUGUAGAAUGGCAAUUGAGCACAACUGUCUCAGUGAAGGUUCACAAAAGGAGAAUAUUUUAAAGCUGAGGGAGUUUACAAAUAGUGGAACAAGAUUUUGUUGCAAACUGAAAUACAUCUAUCUACACACUCCCAAAGGGACAAAAAGGCAGGAUGGUUCAGGCCAUACAACAAGCAUGUAAAUUUAAACACAAACUAAUUUAUCCAUGUUAAAAUUAAAAUACUAGCCUAAUUAUCAUCUACUGGGCAAAUAUUUUUACCCCUCGUCACAUAUCUAGGAAAGUCACUAUGGUAGUAUGAUUCCAUUUGUUGCAAAUGUGUUGUAUUUUGAUUGACUUGCAGCUCUCUGAAACACUUGAAUAGGGUUUAAAAGAUUGGAAUUCAGUCCAGAGAUGUACUGUAGAUUCAGAAUUUGUUGAAGUAAUUUGGAAAAAUAACAAAUCAGUAAGUGUAGUAAUUCAAUUAGUUUUCAUGAACACUUAGAAUUUUUGAACUGUAAUAUGAUAUAUUGAUAUGCACUUUACAAAUUGACAGAAUACAAAUUUAAAGAUUGACGUUUCCAUUUGGGCCAUUACUGGCACUGCAAUGCUGUCCUUGUGCUCCUUGAUGACUUAGAACCACAGUUUUUUAAAAUGUAUGUAAUCUCAUUUGUGUGUGUCUAACUACACUCUGGAAUACAGAAGUACAAUGUUCAUGGGAUGCACAGUAAUCUUAUAGCCCCUUGAUGGAGAUGGUGGGGUAACAAAAAAAAAAUGAUCAGUGAAUGUUGGAUUGGGAAAGGAAACAAAUUUAGGAUAUUUUGGGUAAGUCAUUGUUAUUGGAUCAUUUUUGUUGGCACUGGAAAUUCAACCCUGUAUUUAACUGAGCAUUCACCCAUUUUGAACACGUAUAAUUUAUUAAUGGCAUCCACGUGCAUUGGAAUGACUUCUAUUUGAGACCAUGUUUGAUAAUGGUUGGUCUGAGGUAUUGUUUAGACUUAAAUAAUUAGCAGGAGAGAGUUAUCCAGGCAAUUAAAUCAUUAAGAGGAUCUGAAUGAGGCUUGAAGAACGUGUACACAUUAUCAGCCCCAGACUCUGCAUUGCACUCCUGUCUAUUUUGUGAUUUAAAAAAAAAAAACAUUAUUCAUAAAUGUGUAUUAAUCCCUGAAAUCAAAAUUACUUCAAAUCCUUAAGUGAUGUUAGUGUGUGCAUGUUACAAUUAAAGAAUAACCAAUUAGAAAAAGUAAUUGGCAAAAAUAGUCCCUAAUGUAUAAUGGAUGGAGUCCAAACAUUGUUUCACAAAUCUACUUUGUUAAAAUAAAACUUUUUAAAAUA
Amblyraja radiata (thorny skate) is the source of this 9675-nucleotide messenger RNA. RefSeq names its product BTB/POZ domain-containing protein 2-like. The record is from RefSeq and is a predicted model, not a curated record. Gene Ontology annotation, cellular component: P-body; cytosol. Lineage: Eukaryota; Metazoa; Chordata; Chondrichthyes; Rajiformes; Rajidae. Gene Ontology annotation, biological process: neurogenesis. The coding region runs from base 2940 to 4664 and encodes 574 amino acids. The transcript is spliced from 9 exons. Gene Ontology annotation, molecular function: protein binding.